GACAAGAUAAGAUUCAAAGAAUGUCGUCUGAUGGAUACAAGUAUUUGUUCGCUCCGUACAACUGUUUUUCAUGAGCGUAACAGAGAGGAAGUCGCGACUUGCUCAUGACACAUGCCGUUAAAGUUCCAUGAAAUCAAGCCACGAGCCGCGACACGGUAAACGUACUUCAGCCGAGGGCGCCCUACAUUUCCUUCUUCAUCAUUGGUUACUGCGAAUAUUAUCUUACUGCUCAUCGGUAGCGACGCUGUGCGUUGGUAUACUUAUCGACUGGAGUCACUCAUAUACACUUUUGCGACACUGGAAGGCCGUCUUACAAUACGCUCUCUGGCAGACAUCUUACUCGGCUCUCGUCACAGGAUCAUCUGAAGUUAUACGCUACUAUAUUUACCAUUCCCACCAUAUUGUUACUCGGGUUCGACUAAGCUGUUGAGAACAUGCCGAAUUUCAGUCACUUAUAGUGCUUAUUAACACCCGGCCUACUUUAGCCGGCUUCAAUAUGAAUGAGCAGCAGCGUGGCUCUAGUGCCUUCGAAAGAUCUUCGGACUGUACCGGCAUCUCGAAAAAUCAACACGUGGAAUCCGAGAGAAGACCAUCAUGGCGUGGAAGAGGAUCAGAAAGCCCUGCUCUGCGACGACAGUCCUCAUCAAGAACAAGAUCUUUCGUACGAGCACCAGAGCACAAACAAUGGUGGAAGUUUACCUUGAGGCCUUGGGACGAUGACCAAGAGCAGGACUGGUGGUUCGCCGGCACAGCAAUUCCGCUACUCGCUGCUACCAUUGGUCCUCUCGCCAAUGUUUUAUCCAUUGCUGCCCUGGUCACCCCAUGGCGCAUGUGUUUACUCGACGGUGUCGACGCAGCUAGUUGCCCAUGGGACGGGGUAAGUGAGCUACUCCUGGAUCUUGAUGGACAUACUUUCUCCGAUCCCCAUUGGUGCUAUGCACUCAACAUAUUCUCCCUUGCGCUAGGGUUUACUGGAAACAUAUUCUUGCUUUUCAACUUUACAAAUCGCAUUCGAUACAUUGUCGCGCUUCCAUUCACAAUAAUUUUGUGGUACGCUGCCACCGGAAUUUUGAUUGGAAUUGAGGUUUCUAUGAAUCAAUAUGUACCCCCUCAAGAGCCACAGCAGAGCUAUACACAAGGCUUUUGGUACGCUGUCAUUGCCGCAGUGCUUUACCUGAUAUGCUCUAUGCUGCUCAUGGUCAAUAUGCUUGGCUACUUCCUCGGUCAUUACCCGCAACGUUUUAACCUCACAAAUUCACAGCGGACGCUCAUUUUACAAACCAUGCUGUUCUUUGUAUGGCUUGCUGGAGGCGCUGGUGUGUUCUCGCUGGUCGAAAGCAAAUAUGGAGAGGAUCUCUUCAACUGGUCGUAUGUCAACGCACUGUACUUCUGUCAGGUCACUGUCUUGACAAUCGGCUUUGGCGAUCUUUACGCAUCUAGCAAUAUCGGUCGUGGACUAAUCAUGCCGUAUGCAGUUGGUGGUAUCAUCAUGCUCGGUCUGAUCGUGACCAGUCUUACGACGUUCGCGGCCGAGCUUGGAGAAGACAACAUAGUCCAGAAGCACAUCGAGAGGAGCCGGACGCGAACGAUAGGAAGGUCUUACACUAGCUCUAUCGAACUGAGAGACCGCGAACAACUAGGACUGGGACUACAUCCAACCAUAUCAAGGCCGUUCGAUCCGGUGAAUCGCAGUAUAGCGUUCGCAGAACAUACCUCACAGUCAAAAGACGACGAACCGAGCCAAGGAGCCUUCAGCGUUCUUAAACGUACCGCAACAAUACCCUUGACCGCACUUCGACCAGCCCGCAAGCCACGUCUCUUACUCCUGCGAGAAGAAAAAGACAGAUUCAACGCCAUGCGAAAGAUACAAAGCGCAACCCUGAAAUGGAAGAAAUGGUCUGGCCUCUGCGUUUCAGUUGCAGCCUUUGCAAUCUUGUGGUGUAUUGGAGCUCUUAUCUUUUGGAUCGCUGAAAGACGCGUACAGGGAAUCACCUACUUCCAGUCUCUGUAUCUCUGCUGGGUGUCUCUUUUGACUGUCGGUUACGGCGAUCUAGCUCCAAAGUCGAAUGCCGGACGUCCCUUCUUCGUCGUCUGGAGUCUGAUCGCAGUGCCGACUAUGACACUCUUGGUAGCAGACAUGUCGACCACAAUAGUCAACAGUUUCAACCAAGGCGCUUUCCGCCUAGCCGAUUUCACCAUCCUCCCCAAAGCGGGCAUCUGGCGCACCUUGAUCCCACAACUAGCGCCUUGGAUCCAAGCCCACAAAGAGCGCAAAGCUGCUCGCCAUCGCCUGCAACGAGGUUUUGAAACCGGCGGCGCUGAAGAGGAACCCACUAUCGACAACCUCGCCAAGGAACAGGGAAGCAAAGCACCUAGUGAUGGCGAACUCGCUCGCAGACUCGCACAUGCUAUCCAGCGUACAGCCAAGGAUCUUCAAGACAACCCACCACGUCGCUACACAUACGAGGAAUGGGUGCAAUUUACCCAACUAAUCCGUUUCACCGCUGCAGGUGAGAGAGAGGAAGGAGGAAAUAGAUAUGAAGCCGAUCAAGAUGGUCUGAUAGAAUGGGAUUGGAUAGGCGAGCACAGUCCACUAAUGGCUCAACAAAGCGAGGCGGCAUUCGUGCUGGACAGAUUAUGUGAGAGUAUGGCGAGGUAUGUGAGGAAGAUGGAAGGGAUUUAUGGUGGGGACCGCGGGAAUAAAGACCGCGAUGAUGAUAUUGUGAGGAUGCAAUCACUAGAUAUUCAGGAGCUGGAUGAACAGAUUGCGGAAGCUUGAGAACCAUAGAGAUGAUUUUCAUGAACACUUUGACGAGCUCAACCGCGCAUCUUCUUGCGCAGUAAGGUCAUGAGCAACCAGGGCAAGGACUAUACGGAAACCGAGAAUCAUCGAGCAAGGACCGUAUCAAUUCGUAAAUCCAAAGCUAGAUGUGCCUUUUUCUCCCGUAAACCAAAAACAUAAAAAACUCCUCCC
Molecule: messenger RNA, 2974 nt
Organism: Aureobasidium pullulans EXF-150
Lineage: Eukaryota; Fungi; Ascomycota; Dothideomycetes; Dothideales; Saccotheciaceae
Product: voltage-gated potassium channel
Exons: 3
Coding region: 497-2779 (760 amino acids)
Biological process (GO): potassium ion transmembrane transport; stabilization of membrane potential
Cellular component (GO): membrane
Molecular function (GO): potassium ion leak channel activity
Source: RefSeq, a predicted model, not a curated record